Aspergillus japonicus CBS 114.51 is the source of this 1761-nucleotide messenger RNA. RefSeq lists its product as uncharacterized. The record is from RefSeq and is a predicted model, not a curated record. The transcript has 5 exons. NCBI's taxonomy places the organism in Eukaryota, Fungi, Ascomycota, Eurotiomycetes, Eurotiales, Aspergillaceae. Bases 275 to 1741 code for a protein of 488 amino acids.
CAGCCCUAGCAGUGACUCUCCCUCGUGUCUACAAGAACCGAGGCCUUCCAACUGCGUCGCACGGAUCCCGCGGGGAAUCCUAUGAAAGGUUGCUGUGGAGCACAGAGCUUUGUGGUUAUCGCCGCAGAUCAAAGCGUUUGUGCCAGCACUCAAUGCCUUAGAUUCCCAACUUUGUGUAAUGUUUUAGUCCAAUCUUGAGGCAGACCCAUCCCCUCACAGAUUGCAUUGGUUAAAAAUCUCCAGCGAGAGUAAUGACUGGCGAGCUUGGGACACCAUGGAUCCUGUUGCCAUCCGCUACCAGCAUCGCAGCAGAAUUGACAUUCUGAAGCCGAUACUGCGGGCGUAUGCUCUUGGAUACUUGUCUUCAACCACCCCGAGAAUAAUUUCCUGUCUACGGCGCAUUCAGGACAAAAGGCUCACCAACACAGACAGGCUGAAAGAGCUGUUCCAUACGUUGACCAAUGCGUUACGGCUCGAAAGCUUUCCCACGUUCUGUGCUCUUCUGAUUGGUGGUUCAACUAUUACUCCCUUAAUACUUUCACGCUGUCUUGAGCAUGUACGCCACAAGUUUAAGCUCAACACCUCUAAGUGCACUUCGCAGCUCAUGCAAAUUAUUCGGUUUGUCUCGGCAUUCUUAUCUGCCUGGUACACAUUUCAGCUCUUGAAUAAGAAGCCCAUUAAAAUACAGGGUAAAUCGAGGGUUCCUGAUGAUUGCAACUCGACGCAUAGCGCUGUGGGGCUGGCGAACAUUAGAGAAGCACCAUGCGAAAAUCCUCAAUUUGUCGGCCGGAGCAUGGAUCUUACGCUCUUUAGCCUCACACGCGCUGCGGACUUGAUCGUGUGCAUAGGCUGGCAGCGAUGGCAGCGAUGCAAGGACAGAAACCACUGGACCUUGGCAGAGCGUGUAGCGCCCAAGCUUGCUGAUGCUGGUGCAUUCGCUGCUAGUGCAGCGAUAGUUAUGUGGGCAUGGUUCUAUAUGCCAGAAAGGCUGCCAAGGUCUUAUGAAAGGUGGAUUGGGGAAGUAGCAAAGGUUGACGCUAGGCUGAUUGAAGCACUGCGUCGUGCCAGAAGAGGUGUAUUGGUAUAUGGGAAGGAUACUGGACAGGCUCCUCUCCUACAAUCCAUGUGCAGGGACUACGGUUGGCCUCUUAACUGGGGUGAUCCCUCGAGCACUGUCCCUAUACCGUGCGAGAUGGUCCACAUGGGAUGUGGUCCGAGCUGUGAGAAACAUGCAGUAUCUAGAUUUGCUCGAACAUUCAAGUUUGCUUGUGCGACUUACAUUCCUAUACAGCUUCUCCUGCGUCUGCGCAAGUUGAAUUCAAUGUCGUCACUCAAGCACGCCUUAUCAACCGCCCUGCGCUCGUCUGCGUUCCUUGCUUCGUUUGUGAGCAUGUUCUAUUACUCAGUGUGCCUCGCCAGAACAAGGCUAGGCCCCAAGAUCCUUCCCCGUGACACAAUCACACCCAUAAUGUGGGAUUCUGGGCUUUGUGUUGGCGCGGGAUGUCUCAUGUGCGGAUGGAGUAUACUCAUCGAGAGUGCGCAGAGACGGCAAGAAAUUGCAUUGUUUGUAGCACCCAGAGCCGCAGCAACUGCUAUGCCGAGGUUCUAUGAUAAGAAGUACUUGUAUCGUGAACGCAUUGCAUUCGCUAUCAGCGCUGCUGUUCUUCUAACGUGUGCACACGAACGCCCCGAGAUGGUCCGAGGAGUUUUUGGAAGGGUGGCAGCAAGUGUCUUACGAUGACCGCGCAUGAGCGACUCCCU